Messenger RNA from Cavenderia fasciculata, 693 nucleotides. RefSeq lists its product as uncharacterized. The transcript is spliced from 3 exons. The coding region runs from base 1 to 693 and encodes 230 amino acids. The record is from RefSeq and is a predicted model, not a curated record. Lineage: Eukaryota; Evosea; Eumycetozoa; Acytosteliales; Cavenderiaceae.
AUGACAGAUGAUAAAGAUAUUAAGAAUGAAUUAUUACAAAGCUUUCAAGGUGAUGAAUUAGCAGAGAGAAAGAAAAAGUUGGAAAAGGAGAUAGCAGAGAUUGACAAGGUCAUUAAAGGAGGUAAACUUGGUAAAGAGAAACACCAAGAUUGGUAUGAAAAGUAUCCUGCUUUUGAUAGUUUACUUGCACAUCCAGACUUUCAUCUAUGGAGGAAUUAUACAAUGUUGAUGGGCUUUGCUGGUUUGGGUGUUGGUGGUAUCAUUGGUUAUAGAGAUGGUCUUGAUAUCAUUCGUGAUCAAUUAAAGAAAGCUUCAUAUAAUCCUUUAUCUGGUCCUUCAGAGUUUGGAAUGAACUCAAGAAGAAUCAUUGGACAAAAUGUAGUUAGAGGUGCAUUAAUAUAUAGUUAUCGAUUGUCAUUGUAUACAUCUAUAUUCUUGGGAACUGAUUUAGCUAUAAAAAAUAAUGUUACUGGUGAUCAACCAUUGAUAUCUAGAACCAUUGCUGGUUCUGUAGUUGGAGGUAGAGCAGGACCAAGUAGUAUUGGAUUAGGGUGUGUGGUUGGAACUGCAACUGGCAUGUUAUCAGGCAUUUUAGUUUACUUGACUAAUCCAACAACAAAAAAUAAUAAUACAAACAAUAAUACAACUACAACUACACCUUCAACUACAAAUCAACCAACUUCACAGAGUUAA